GUCAUCAACAACCGUAACAAGAACAAGCUGGGCUCGACUCGUUACACCAAGUAAAAACAUACACUAGCGUCCUUUAAACCUGCCUGGCGAUCGGUAGCCAUAUCCCUGUCGCGCAACGCAUUACCCACAAGCAUCUGACGUUGGGGGCUGUGUCCACUGUGCUCUUCGCUCAACCCGUCGUCAUCACCGAGAGUCUCAGCCACUUCAGUCCAUCUCUUUUCUCCCAAUCCAUUUCUCCGCGUUCUUUUUCAGGCCUCUCAUUAUAGCUUCUGCAUUCCUCGACAGCCUUCCCCCGUUGUGAUAUCCAGCCACCACCUCGCGAGCAACAGCGAUCCCAAUUACUUCCAUCGUCCCGGCGCCGAUCAUCUAGGCUUCAUCCUUGUAUACUUGUCCGAUCCAACGACGCCCAUCGUACGCCAUGCCAGGCAAGACGAGCGCCUCGGCAUCCGAGCGCCUCGCCGCCUACCUCUCCCGUCUCAAUCCCGUUCCUGGAUUCGCCGACUACACUGGUCCCUACAAGGUUGGAACCGUCGACAUCGAAAUCCCCGUUGCCGACUUGCACUCUCCAGCGCCAGCGCCGGCGAACGCGGCAGACAUCGACACAGUCUCCUGCCGCAUCUUCUAUCCAGCACACCCAGACGCCGAGGGCAAGCGGAUAACAUGGGUUCCGGCGCCACAGAGACACACCAUCUCGUCCUACAUCCAGUUCCUAGGCGCCGGCCCGACACUCGCGUCUGCGGCGUCCUUUCUGCCUCGACACCUGCACUACACCACGAUACCUGUCGUCAAGAAUGCGCCCCUGCUCGAGCCGAACACAUUGAACCGGAGAUGGCCGACCGCCAUCUUCUCACACGGUCUUGGAGGAAAUCGCAACGCCUACUCGCAAAUCGUCGGUUCCUUGGCCUCCCACGGUGUCGUCGUUGUAUGUCCCGAGCACCGUGACGGCAGCUCUGUGGUGUCGUUUAUUCGCGACCCUGCCGCGCAACCGGGCCGAUACUUCCGCUCCAACAACUAUCGCACCGUCCCGUACAACCGGAUACCACACGAUGCGACAGACGAGAUUCACGCUCUCAGGGAUGACCAGCUCAGAAUUCGACUCUGGGAGCUUGGUCUGAUUCACGACGCCAUCCUGGCUAUUGACGGAAAAGUCCCAUUUAGAAACCUGAACACCAGCACACCUUCACUCGACCAAUUUGCAGGUGCGAUGCACGUGCAAGAACCAGGCAGCAUGAUCUUUGCAGGUCACAGCUUCGGCUCUGCAACCAUGGUGCAGUUUCUCAAGUCGGUCUACUAUGCGGGCACGCCCGAACUUGACGCAAUGGCCGAGCCGCUUUACACACCAUCGCGCGAGUCUGCUCUCUGCAAGCAGAUCACACCCAAGAACGUGACAAUACUUCUUGACAUGUGGUGCUUUCCUCUCUUGUCAAAGCCCACAAAGGCGCUCCACGAUCUCCCUUUGCCUGUUUACGCCGACACUGCCGAAGCCCCUGGCGGCAACGCCCUCUUGGCCAUUGAGAGCCAGGACUUCUUCAAAUGGAAGGAGCAUCUCCACGCCACAGCGCGCAUCCUGUCGCCUAACCCGGCCGCGCAGAUAGUUGAGCCUACAGCCUACGAACGACCACAAAGCCGCGUCAAGCUGGCCGAGCCGCACUUCUACUACGUGCAAAACUCGGCGCAUCUUAACCAGUCUGACUUUGGGCUGCUUUUCCCCAUGCUCACAAAGAAGAUUUUCGGUGCUGUGGAGCCAGAGAGAGCGAUCCGGCUGAAUCUGCGCGCCAUGCUACAGGUUCUUCGCAACAACAGCAUUCCCGUAGGCUGCACGUGGGUAGGGGACUUGGUCGAUGGUGGCAUCGUGGAUAAGCUCAGUCACACCUCGAGCGAGAAGCCCGAGGCCAGUCCUGCUGCAGGUGACGCCAAGGACGUCAGUGAUGGCGUGUAUGACGAUCAGGCCAUAUUUUCUCGCAACACUCAUCACGGCAUCGAGGCUUGGGGCUGGAUCGAUAUCAUGGGCAUGGGCCACUUUGUGAAGCAGGAUGAGAAUGGCUCAAUCUCUGACGAGUCGGCGGCCGAGGCGACAGAGCCGGCCAUGGCCAGCGUCAUUGAGCCGAGCGCCGCCGAUGAGGAGGCUGAUGCUGCGGUGAAGGACGCCGCGGCGAAAGUCGUCUCGCAAGCGUCGCAGGGGAGGUCUGAUGCAGUCCCUGCAUAAGCGCUCUCUACGGCACAGCUGCUUUUGCGUGGUUGAUUUCAGUAUCGAUCUGCCGUGGAUUUGCAGAAAAAUCACGUUAUACACAGCGCUAUGCGUUGGGUGAACACUGGCAUAACAGGGCGGAGUAUGGACAGCAUAGCGAGGUCUCCUCUUUUUAUUUUUUGUUUGUUUGGGGUCUCUCACAGACCAAGCAUUGUUUACGAUUCCCAGCGGUGGCAACUGGAGUUCAAGAUGGUUUCAAGCUUUUCCCUUAGACAGCCUUAGUCUUUACCUCCUACAGCUCGGAAUUUCAUUUUCGUCUGCUCAGCCUCAGCUCUUUGGCAUGCAAUACGAUGCGGCUUCUUCUUCUUCCCUGCGAAUUGUAUCUGCUUAUUUGCCCCAUGCUACGGACUUGAGGUUGACACGGAGCUGGCCCCGGGACGCCCUUGCCGUGACAGGCUCCACAAUGGCGCCAUGUUGCCGACCACCGGCGAUUUGGCUUACAGUGACGUGUC
Molecule: messenger RNA, 2700 nt
Organism: Microdochium trichocladiopsis
Lineage: Eukaryota; Fungi; Ascomycota; Sordariomycetes; Xylariales; Microdochiaceae
Product: platelet-activating factor acetylhydrolase, isoform II-domain-containing protein
Exons: 1
Coding region: 419-2206 (595 amino acids)
Molecular function (GO): 1-alkyl-2-acetylglycerophosphocholine esterase activity
Source: RefSeq, a predicted model, not a curated record